AUGACUGACGUUCCGGACCCCCGUCUCGCUACCCUCACUGCCCCACUCGACUCUAGUGGCACUGGAAAGCGAGAAUUGGCCGCUACACUGUUCAAACCAGAGGUGUGGUGGGCCGAACGAUACCAGUGGCUCAAGGACAGAGGUUACGAACUCAGACCCCGGUAUCGCCCGGGUUGGACUCCGUCUUGGCGGGGUACGAAAAAGCAGUUCUACCAAUGCGAAGAUGGACAUUGCUUCGUGGAUACGAAUCUAGCAGACGCAGUUUGCGUUAAGUAUGGCAAGUUCGUGAUGCUCAAAAAGAUUUGGGCGGCUGUACAUCCGUACGAGGCCGAAAUAGGCCAGUUCUUGACUUCGGGGUCUUUGGCUACACACCCUUCGAACCAUUGCAUCCCCAUCUUAGAGGUGCUUCAGGACCCAGAGGAGGAGGACCGUCUCAUCUUGGUCAUGCCACUCUUGAAGAUGUUCUGGGAUCCGUUUUUCGACACUGUCGGGGAAGUCGUCGAGUUUUGCCGACAACUAUUCGAGGGCCUGAAAUUCAUGCACGAUAAUCGUGUCGCACAUAGAGACUGCUCCUAUCUCAAUAUCAUGAUGGACGCCGAGUCCAUGUUCAUCGGCGGGUGGCAUCCGGUCGAACACGUCAAGAAGCGAGACUUCUCUGGCGAAGUGAGUUAUUACACUCGAACGAAGCGACCCCCGAAGUAUUAUUUCAUCGACUUCGGCCUCUCUCGCCGCUACGAUCCUUCCACUCCCCUUUCCGAGCCGGUGGAACCGGUGAUCAGAGGGGGAGACAAAACCGUCCCCGAGCACCAGGACCGAAAGUGUCCCCCUCAGAAUCCGUUUCGUGCUGACAUAUACUGCGUCGGCAACGUGAUUAAGCAAGCUAUUUUACAGGGAACGCGGGGGGUCGAGUUUCUCGUACCUCUGAUUGACUCCAUGACCGCUGCCGACCCUUUAAUGAGACCUUCGGCAGACGAUGUUGUUGACCAGUUCCAGACCAUCCUUCAGGGCCUGGGUUCUUGGACACUACGUUCCCGCAUAAUACACACAGAGGACGGGGCGGUUGUCAACGCGUUCCUCGCGACAGCUCACUGGUAUCGUCGCAUAGGGCACGUCCUAACCAGGAGACCUCCGUUACCCGUGCCUCCAUCCUAGGACUAUUGCGGUAACGUUGCGCCUGACUUUCCUGGCUUUUUGGGUUUGAUUCUUUGGAGCGUGAUGCCGUACGCUCAGCCGGGACUAUGCAUAGUUAUAGACCAUUGAUAGUGUAGGAGGAUGCUUAACCUGCGUCGAUACGUUAAUUGAAUACCCC
Coniophora puteana RWD-64-598 SS2 is the source of this 1309-nucleotide messenger RNA. RefSeq lists its product as uncharacterized. Bases 1 to 1152 code for a protein of 383 amino acids. Gene Ontology annotation, biological process: protein phosphorylation. Lineage: Eukaryota; Fungi; Basidiomycota; Agaricomycetes; Boletales; Coniophoraceae. The record is from RefSeq and is a predicted model, not a curated record. The transcript is spliced from 5 exons. Gene Ontology annotation, molecular function: protein kinase activity; ATP binding.